Messenger RNA from Protobothrops mucrosquamatus (brown spotted pit viper), 280 nucleotides. Its product is annotated as HLA class II histocompatibility antigen, DRB1-16 beta chain-like. Lineage: Eukaryota; Metazoa; Chordata; Lepidosauria; Squamata; Viperidae. The annotation marks the transcript as partial. Gene Ontology annotation, biological process: antigen processing and presentation; immune response. The transcript has a single exon. The record is from RefSeq and is a predicted model, not a curated record. Gene Ontology annotation, cellular component: MHC class II protein complex; membrane.
CCUGCAGCCCAUUUCCUGGUCCAGGGGAAGCUCGAGUGCCAUUUCUUCAACGGGACGCAGCGGGUGCGACUCCUGGACUGGUACAUCUACGACCGGCAGGAGAUCGCCUACUUCGACAGCGACCUCGGGAAAUACGUGGCCGUCACUCCGUUGGGGCAGCGCGAUGUGGACAAGUGGAGCAGCGAUAAGGUCUUCAUGCAGAUCAAGAGGGCCGAAGUGGAUUCCUUCUGCCGAUACAACUACGAGACAGCCAAGGCCAGGCAGAUGGUGGGCCGGAGAA